GUAGUGGUACGCGCUGGAGCUGGCUGUGAAGAUGGCGGACGAGGAGGCCGACCAGGACCGUAGUCCUGAGAACGGUAUUAGUGAAACGAUUUGGGAACUUAGACAACGGUUACAAGAGCUGCAAGAAAUUGUGGUUAGAGAAAGCGACGACUCUUCGGUCCAGUCUUCUUCUGAGUAUUGCCAAGAGUUUUGUAGGACACUGCUGGAGUAUGCAGGCCGUUGGAAGAUAGAGGAGGAGCCUCUACCACUGGUGGAAGUGUACAUAGUUGCGCUGCUGAGUUACGCCCAGGCCUCUCCAUACCUCUCCCUGCAGUGUGAAAAUGUUCCUCUUGUGGUUGAGAGGCUGUCACUGAGUUUUGUGGAGCUUUUGCUCUCAUUGAAGGAGGAUGUUCCAGGCAGCUUGUGGAAAGAAUUCAAGUCAUCUGUGCAGUUUGCUCACAGUAAGCUGCAAGAGAAUGGACUCACUCAACUGUCCCUACUGUCUGGUUUGGGCCAGUAUGAUGGUGUUUGGACCAACAAGGUCCUGCAAGGCCUUCUGUCCAAUGAAAAUCUACAGACAGACCAAGUUGAGGAGUUCCUGAUGCAGGAGGGGCUGGUCCUGUUGGAGAUGAGAGUGAAGCAGCUGAUGAAGGAAAAGCAGCUGGGGAAGGCUGCACUGCUGGCAAAGACAUGCUCUGAGUGUCCUGUUCUCCAAGGGAAAGGACCUUUCAAGCAGAUGUACCUUGUCUGCCUCUGUGCUACCUCAGAUCAGGAUCAGCUUAUGGACGAGCUUUCAAAGGAGGACUGCCGAGAUGCAUUAGAGAUGAUCUGCAAUCUGGAGUCAGAUGGAGAUGAAACUGCAGCUUUCAGCUUAUGCUCAGCCUUCCUCAGGCGGCAGCUUCUCCAAGGAGAUACAUACUGUGCUUGGGAGCUCACACUGUUUUGGAGCAAACUGCUAAAGCGAUUGGAGCCAUCAGAGCAGGCCUUCCUCGACAGAUGCCGCCAGAUGUCCUUACUUUCCAAAACCGUGUACCAUAUCCUGUUCCUCAUCAAGGUCAUCCAAUCAGAGAUUGACAGCAUUGGACUACCAGUGUGCAUUGAAAUGUGCAUAAGGGCUCUGCGAAUGGAAUCAGAUGAUGGAAAUACCAAGGCCACUGUGUGUAAAACUAUUUCCUGUUUGCUUCCUAAUGACCUAGAAGUCAAGCGAGCCUGCCAGCUGACUGAGUUCCUCCUGGAGCCCACAGUGGAUUCCUACUACGCUGUGGAGACUCUUUACAAUGAACCAGAUCAAAAACUAGAGGAGGAGAAUAUGCCCAUUCCCAACUCACUGCGCUGCGAGCUCCUGUUGGUUUUUAAGACCCAGUGGCCUUUUGACCCAGAGUUCUGGGACUGGAAAACACUUAAGCGUCAUUGUCUAGCACUGAUGGGUGAAGAAGCUUCAAUAGUGUCAUCCAUUGACUUGCUGAAUGAUACUGAAAGCCCUGAGGAAGAGGAAGACUUCUUCAGUCAGGAGGGGCUUAAGAAUAUCCCAGACCAUUUAGUCAGUGGUACGUAUGAACUAAAAGACAUCACAGACAAAAGACAGAAAAACAGAGAAAUGAAGAAACUGAGAGAAAAAGGUUUCAUAUCUGCUAGAUUCAGAAACUGGCAGGCAUAUAUGCAGUACUGUGUGUUGUGUGACAAAGAGUUUCUCGGCCACAGGAUUGUACGCCAUGCACAGACUCAUCUUAGUGGUGGAGUAUACAGCUGCCCUAUAUGUGCUCAAACCUUUACCUCAAAAGAUACAUUGAUUCCCCAUGUAACGUCACAUGUCAAACAGUCAUGCAAGGAAAGGCUAACUGCAAUGAAAACCAACAAGAAAUUGGCUAAUCCCAAAACGGCUGCCCCUGUUAUUGCAGCGUUAAAGGCCAAGACGGAAAAUGAACUAUAUGAAAAUGGUGAUUCUCUAGGGCAAAAUGGGGGGGUUAUACACAAUGUUCAGGUCAGAGUGGAAAGGUGUAACACAGAGAGUAGUGAGGAUAAUGUAUGCCCAGUUGGAAAAUGCAGAAGGAGCUUCAAAUUUUUCAAGAAUCUCAUUGCACAUGUUAAAGCUCAUGGGGACAACGAGGAAGCAAAGACUUUCCUCGAAAUGCAGAGCAAAAAGGUUGUUUGCCAGUACUGCCGCCGCCACUUUGUCAGUGUCACCCAUCUUAACGAUCAUUUGCAGGUCCACUGUGGUGUGAAGCCUUACAUCUGUAUACAGUUGAACUGCAAGGCAAGUUUCUUGUCCAACACUGAGCUCCUCAUACACAGGAAAACACAUUCUGUUUUUAAAGCUAGAUGCAUGUUUCCCAAUUGUGGAAAGAUUUUCAAUGAGGCCUUCAAACUGUAUGACCAUGAGGCACAACAUUAUAAAACUUUCACUUGUAAAGCUGUGGAUUGUGGAAAGGUAUUCCAUUCACAACAGCAACUGGAUGUGCACCAGGAGGAGCAUGCUACUCAAGAGGAAAGCCCAUCUUCUGAACAGACCUCACAAAAUAUGCAUCCUGGCCCUUCACUCAUUGAGCAAAUGCUUUCAAAUCACACUCCUCUUAAAAAAGAGAGUUGCCAAGAGAACUGGAACACUGAAAAUCCUGUUAAUCCAGAUCAUGGAAGACUGUCAGUGUCCAUUGAGAGCUUGCUGAAAUCUUCACAAGUACCUGUGGAAACCUUAAGACAGUACAAAGUCAAACAUGACCCACAAAAUAUGCCUUUCUCAACCACUCAGACACAGAGUUUAAAUAAUUCUGUGAUUCAGCCUGUGAAUUCCAACUUGUCUGUUCCUAAUAAUCAGAGAGAUGGUUCUUUUGAUUAUAUGAGACCUCAACAGAAUCAACCAGUACAUCAAUAUGAACAGAAUUUAGGUAACAUGUCACUUGGCUGUAAUACACACGUCUUACAAGGCCAGCCACAAAUGUUCUCCAGUAAUGUGAAUAUUGGGUCAAUGAGUUACAACUCUGACUGCAGUUUACCAUUGCCCAGUCAGGAACUGCCAGCGUGUAGCAGCAGUCUGUUAACAGUAUCAUCAUCCCAAAACUCUGUAGAGCCAGCAAUGUCACAACCACUUCCUCCAACACUAACCCCUCAGUCGCUUUCUGGAAACAGACCAGAGAACUCUGUUACAUCCUCAACGACCACAGGUCCCCCUCCAGGACAGAGAGAGCGAUUUCACUGUGCAUUUGAAAUGUGUACAAGGCACUACAGCUCUUACAGAAGUGUUACUAAGCACAUGAAAACAGUUCACCCAGAUUUCUAUGAGCAAUGGAAAGUUAGUCGAACUAAAAUCAGGAUAACCUACACUUCAGCACCAAGCACAUCAUCUAUUGACAUUUCAGAUUCUGUCACCUCACUUCAGAAUCAGCACAGCAACAAAGUACCAGUUCAUGGAGUUCAAAGGCAGAAUGUUAUCCAAUCACCCCCUUAUACUAACAUGGGCACAGGCUCUAACUAUUCUUCAUCUGCGCACAACCAGAAUGCUUCACUUCUGAUGGAAAAUGUUUUAAAUCCCAUUGUUCUCUCUCAGUUAGGAAGUGAAACAAAUCCAAUAGCUACACAGUCCCAAGUUUCAGAUAAUCAAAAUUGGCACCCAGUCCCUGGAAGUGGACAAAUUCAAAAUUGUGGCUCUUCCCAAAUCUAUCCAUCUAACUUGCAAGUGAUGCCUCAAGUUGAUUCUAGCAGAGGUGCUCUACCUCCUAAUGUCCCAUCUUGCUCCAUGAUAGGACUAACGAUGACAAGAUCAGCAGAGUCCUUGCAGUCACCACUUACGGAAAAUGGGUCCCUGUCAGUUUUCCCCUCGUGCAUGGAGGGUGUAAAAGAAGUGUCACAGCAAACAGAAGAACUUCUUCCGCCAUAUACAUCACAGAUGCAGAGCAGUUUAGCCUCAGGUUCCAAGUCACCAGAAAAAACAAAGGCGAAUCAAAAUCAUGUGCAGUCCAGUUUUCCCUCCUCAGACAUUGCAGGCCAAAAUAGCAGUAACAACCAAUCUCAAAAUGGCCCACUCUCUGAAAACAACCCGGAAAAUCAAAAACGAACCAAAAGAAACAGAAGAACCAAAUGGCCUGCUAUUCUUAGGGAUGGCAAAUUUGUUUGUUGCAGGUGUUUCAGACAGUUUAAUAGUCCCAAAUCCCUUGGAGGUCAUUUGUCCAAGCGUGCAAUCUGCAAACCAUAUGAAGAGUCGGAACUGAACACAGACCUGCCAACAUCAUUUCUUGACCUCCUCAAUUCAGAGCAAAGAGUUAGCACCACUCAGCCACAGUUGUCUUAUAAUCCUGCUGCUGUGUAUCAGGAAAAGCCUCAUCAGUCAGUAACAAGUACUUCAACAGUCACAAAAGAUUACCCCACUGACGAUUAUCCACAAGAUAAUUUGCCAGCAUAUGGGGAUGGUGAGUCAAAUGAUGACAUCCUUAAACAAAUCAUGGCCGAAUCCAGUAUGUCUGAUCUUUUUGUGCCCACACCUGCUCCCCAGCCAUUGUUUCAAAACCCAUGUGUUGCCUAUGGAGCCGGUGAGCGUUUGCCAGGGAGCUCAGUCAUACAGCAUACAGAAAAUGUCCAGUUGAAGAGAGAGGAGAGGCAAGAGGACAACUCAUAUAGUACAACUCAUUAUCCUCAGCCAAGCAGUGGUACGUUUGCUAGAAGUGAGUUCCCUGACCCGCUUCUUUCUCAAAUCCUCACUGAAAACCCUUCUGCUGUUCCUGGCAAUGUACCUACAAACCACUUGACUCCUGGGGAAAUUCACAGUGAAGGGUAUCACUCUGAGACAACCAUUCAGACAACAGAUACAGUUUCAAAUCCAGUGAUGCAAACGGUGUUACCUGAUAGUCACAUUAGCCAAGUGACAACAAGUGGCAAGCAGACAGAGACACAAAGGAAGACUACAGAGCAAGAUAUUAAAAAGAGACUGCGGGAGCAGAUUUUGGCUGGUGACUUUCAACGAAGAAACAGCUUAUGUCUUUCAGGCAGUACCGACCCUAAUGCCAGUUCAAACAAUCCCAUGACUUUUGACCCACUGUGUGGUGCCUCCAAUAUAUCUGGACUUCAUCAGAUGUCUCGUGAUACAAAGAGUGACUCAGUCAGUCAUGGACAACUCAUUCAAGAAAAUCCUGUAAUCAUCCCAGGAACCUCUGGUGAAAUUGAACGACUACUGAACACACACAGCUUUACUUGUUUCAGGGAGACGUCCACCCCACAGCAGGAUGUCCUGAGCCCCACAGGUAUUGCAGUAAAUGAUGCAGAUCUUGAACCCAGUCAGUUAUCUGCCAGCCAGCAGCAGUGGAUGACAGAAAUUCAAAGUGCAUUUGAAAGGCUCGACCUGGUCAGAGAGAUAUCUGAUCAGAUACCAGCUUCUGUGAAACAAAAUGCUAGUCCUAUGAACAGUGAGACAGGACCCACAAAGGUCCAGUCACGUAGCUCAAUGUUGUCUACUUACGUCAAACCGUUUGCAUGUGAGAAUGAGAACUGCCCAUUUAGUUCCAUGUCAAGUGAAGCACUUUGGAAACACCUGUCCAAAACUCACAACUACACACUUGAGAUGGUGAAUGUGGUUAAAAAAAGGUAUGGCCUAUAUGCUCCAUUCAAGUGUCAAAGGUGUAGUAAAGCAUUCACUCGUAACUCAAACCUUCGCACUCACUACCAGUCAGCUCACAAAUUAUCAGCUAAAGAAAUCGCAGAUCUAGAUAUGAAGCGCAGGCUGGCCAAUGCUACUGCAGCUGCUGCUAUCCAAAAGUGGCCUGUUGGUGCAAACCAGGCCCCAGUGGCUCAAACCACAGUGACUACUCAUCCAUCCUUGGAGAACAGAGCACGAGAUACAGGAACUAACAUUGACAUAACUACUCAGAAAUUUCAAGAUGACAGUCGUUCCACAGUCAUUCAACCCUUGCAAACUGUCCCCACGCACAACCAACCUCCAUUUGCCACACCAGAGGCUAAUGGGGCUCCAUCUCUCGACAAUCAGUCUGCAAUUAACAGGCAGUCAGUAGUUAAGCCAACCAUAGACAUUACCAAGAAGACAAAAGAGAAGAAGUCCAACGGUGAUUCCAUGAGUCCAUACAGACCAUAUCGUUGUGUUCAUCAGGGCUGUGUGGCAGCCUUUACCAUUCAGCAUAAUCUGAUCCUCCAUUACAGGGCUGUCCACCAGUCUGCUUUGUCAGCAUUAGAGGUGAACAAGGAGCAGGACCAGAGUGAGGGAUUGGAUGAAACAAUGGAACAUGAUGAGGAGGACCCAGAGGCAGAGAUCCCCCAAAUUUUAGAAUUCAGAUGCCAGGUCAAAGACUGCUCCCGAGUUUUCCAAGAGGUUCCCAACCUUUUGCAGCACUACCUUCAGCUGCAUGAAUUCAGUCUUGAUAAGGUUGGCAAUCUCUUGUCUGGCAUCAAACUCGGCAAGUUUGCUUGUGGCCACCAAGGAUGCACAGCAUCCUUCACUACUCUCUGGAAGUACAUUGGGCAUGUUAAAGAACAGCAUAAAGAUAUAAAGCUGGCCAAACCUGAGCAGUUGAAUGGCUCAUUCAAGUGUGAAAUUGAAGGCUGUGACCGUUCAUAUGCAACAAAGUCAAACCUGCUCAGACAUGUCAUGAAAAAGCAUCACGACCUGUAUCAGCCUAAACUAAAAAAUCAACAGAUAAAAGAAGAUGGGUUGAAACAAAGCUCAAAGACUUUGCAUUACCAAAUGACCAAGACAAGUAAUGGGAAGGAAAACAUUGAGAGCAAUAAAAAGAUCAUACAGAGGGGCGGUGACACAAAGAGAGUAAGCAAGUCAAAAAACAAUCACUGGACAAAAUAUGGAAAACCCUCACUGAAAUCUAAAGUGGAGGCAUCUGCAAUGUGUACCAAGAAAUUUCCUCUACAAUACCCAUGUAUGAUCAAAGGUUGUGAGUCAGUCAUGAAAUCAGAGCGGAGCAUAUUAAAACAUUACAUGGGACAUGGGCUGUCAGAAAAGUAUCUGGAACAGCAAAGGAGUCACUUCAUAUUUUGCAAAAAGUUCCCCAGGCAGAAGUGUCGCUCCAUCAGGAGUGAUGAUUCCAAAUCAGACAACACCUCUGACCUUUCAGACAAUGAGCUGACCACAGACACUGGCCUGGAAGGAGGAGAAUAUGGAUAUUCAAAGCCUGUCCUACGCAAAAGGGCCACAGCAGGGAUCCCUGCGGCAUUGUUUGACAGCAAAUUAUCAAAUGAUGAAAGUUCAGAUGGCUCUGUGAUGCUCAAACGCAAACGAGGACGUCCACGAAAACUGAUCGAAAAAAUUGUGAAACGCAAGAAAAUACCACGCACAACCAAGAUGGAUGUAGUUUACAGCAAGGAUGAUGAAUCAGACGACUCCUGCCCUGCAAUACUGCAGGAGGAGAUGACAGAGCAGAGUGCUCCACUGGCCUCCUUUAAACCUAUGGGAUUUGAGAUGUCUUUCUUAAAAUUCCUGGAACAGUCAAAUAAGUCUGAACAUGUCCUCACAAGGAAAGUUGAUGUGCCAGAAACAUGGAGGAAAACAUCCAGUGUGAACACCAAAGACACUUGUGUCAGGUUCAGUAACCUUCGGAAUUUGAAAUCACUUAGUAAGGUUAAAAUAAUUAUAGAUGCUGCUUUUUCAGGUGUCACUGACCUUAUGUUGAAACAGCUGCAGUCCAUGCAGCCCACAGUGGUAUUGGAAAAAAAUGACUAACUGGUCCUUUUGUUGUUUUUUAAAGCAGAAUCUCAGGACUUGAGUUAAAUCUGCUGCAACUGGUGCCCUACUUAUGAAAGUUUUUUUUACUCAUCCAGUAAAAAAAAGUUAUACUGUAAUAUGAUCUGUACAAUUUAUCUUUUUUUUAAUUGAAGUAUGUAUAGCAUGUUUUUAUUUAUGGACUGUUAAGUCAGAAAGUUGAUAGUUAAAAUCUGACAUCAGCUUUGGGUGUCUUAAUUAUCCCUGUGGGACUUACAGACAAAUGGACUUUGAAAUGGCCUCUAUUGUUGUGUGUAGUUUGUGAUUUGAAGAUGUUGAUUAUUGUGCGUUAUGUAUAAAGUUUGAAAUCACCCACUGCCACCAGCAGUCUUACUAAUAAACAAACAGUUUUUUA
Lates calcarifer (barramundi perch) is the source of this 8039-nucleotide messenger RNA. Its product is annotated as zinc finger protein 292-like. Gene Ontology annotation, biological process: regulation of transcription by RNA polymerase II. NCBI's taxonomy places the organism in Eukaryota, Metazoa, Chordata, Actinopteri, Centropomidae. Gene Ontology annotation, cellular component: nucleus. Gene Ontology annotation, molecular function: DNA-binding transcription factor activity, RNA polymerase II-specific; DNA binding. The record is from RefSeq and is a predicted model, not a curated record.